Messenger RNA from Podarcis muralis (Common wall lizard), 2839 nucleotides. It is a transcript of the gene PFN3, whose product is annotated as profilin 3. Gene Ontology annotation, cellular component: cytoplasm. The record is from RefSeq and is a predicted model, not a curated record. Gene Ontology annotation, biological process: positive regulation of actin filament bundle assembly; regulation of actin filament polymerization; actin cytoskeleton organization. Gene Ontology annotation, molecular function: actin binding. NCBI's taxonomy places the organism in Eukaryota, Metazoa, Chordata, Lepidosauria, Squamata, Lacertidae.
CAAGAACCCUGGUCUCCCACUCUACCCAUUGAUCAUGAUUACUGGAGUGGAUAGGAGUUGUAGUCCAGCAACAUCUGGAGGGCCAAAGGUUCCCCACACCUGAUUCACUUCAGCAUUUGAAGUGGAUGAAGUAUGCACAUAACUACCUAAAGAGUCCCACAUAUGCAUAAGGCCAAUAAGAUUAGAAUGUAUGAUUUCAGAACUACGUUAAAGGAAAAUAAUUACAGUGACAGCUUCCAAACCAUUUUGCUGGUGUGUAAUAAUGUCUACUCACAAACUAAGUUCUAUUGCCAAACUUUGAGCAGCAUGUUGAAAGCUAUGCUUAUAGUGCAUAAUCCUUAAAGGCAGUUUGGCUCCCUCACUCAAGAAUGUUGAAAAUCCAGCUUGGCAGCGCCUUUAUUUGGACUAUUCUAGAAGACAAAGUUAGAUUAGAUCCUAACUUACAAAUCAGGAAAAUUGAUUUCAUAAUGCUGCAAGCAGCAUUGAGCAACUGGAGCAAGGUUUAAAUAAAAUAUCAACUAUUUGAAUUAUUUUCCUCAGCUAGCCAAGUUUUCAAUAUGCAUAAUGAAGUUUACAUUGACGAAAUGGCCUUAAAACAUAAUUUGUCUUAGCACUGAGAUUUAUCCAGGUUUGGUUCAAUUCAUGUAUAUUAAAUGCCACCUCCUCGUUCAUUUUUCAAAUAAUAUUAGAACAGCUUCAGUGGGUCAGGCCAAGAACCAUCUAGAUUCAAUAAGUGUAGCCUUCCGACUGUGCCAGCUGGGUAAGAACAUUGGAAACUGCCUUAUAUCAAGUCAUACCAUUGGUUCAUCUUAGCGUCGCCUACUCUGACUGGCAGUUGCUCUCUAGGAUUUCAGGCAGGAGUCUUUACCAAUCCUACUUGCAGUUGCUGUGGAUUGAACCAGUGUUCUUCUGCAUGCAAAGAAAGUGCUUGGCUGAGCAACAGAUCUUCCCCAGUGCAUCUGAAUGCUUAGCUCCCAAUCAAAAUAUUGAUGCAGGCACCCCAAUUCUCUGAAUGGCCCUUCCAGAUAGGUUUAUCAGCACUGCUCAUGUCUGCAAGUCCCACCUCCAGCAUCCACAGGAUGUCACCAUCAUCAGAAUGCCAGCCCUAUCUUUUUCUUUUAUCUGGCUUUUGCCCCUUCAGCAGAUGAACCAAUAUGGCAACAGAGCCUGUUAAAUCUCUGCAGUCACUGCUGGUGUUGAAGUUUGUUAGUGCCUUCUUUUAGUGGGUGAGUAGUUUAUAAGGUGCCAAAUGCACACACAGGAAAAUCUGAUCUGACUGAUCCAUUUGCAAUAUAAAGUCCCCAUCCAGAAGCACACAAAGUAGAAUUGUAUGUGGUGUGAAAUCUUUCCCCUUCCUCUGUCCCGAACCUACAGCAAAUCAGCUUCAUUAAGGAGACUUAAGGGCGGAAAGAAAACAUUUUUAUUUCGUUCCAAUCACAUAAUGGAGGGUAGAAAAUAAUUCUACUUUAGGAGUGGUAUGAAGUCAUAAUGGGUGACCAGCUGCAGUAACAGAUACUUCUGACAUCACAGUGGAUUCCUUAGCAACGGUUGGAGCAUAAACACAUAAACAAUUGGUUUGUGAGCUCAAACUGCCUUUGGCUGGCUAAGCAAGGGUGGUAUUUGAUUAACUUUCCUGACAUCUGAGCUUUGAGGUAUCCAGAGCCUUGAUCCUGAACUCCCAACGAGCCCAGGAUCUUGAGCUGGAACCUCAGGCUUAAAACCUCCAGGGGCUUGGUUUCAAGUCCUUACCUCAAUUCCUUCCAGGCUUUCAUCUCAAUUUGCACCAUUUCAUCAGUACCCCACAGGCUGAUGUUACAGAGCUGGAAAACCAUCCAGUCCUGAGACAAAGAAAAGGCAGAACACUUGACAAAGAAGAAAUCGUGGGAGCCAAAGCAGGAUGGGAGACUGGAAAGCCUACAUCAAUACAGUCCUGAAGGACAAAAACAUUGAAGAUGUAGCGAUCGUGGGACAUUCUGACAACAAAUCUGUCUGGGCUUCAAAGCCAGGAGGCCUGCUGGCCGCCAUCUCUCCCCAGGAAGUAGGAAUAAUUAUUGGGCAGGACAGAAAGGCAUUCCUGCAGACUGGGAUCACCAUAGCAGGGAAGAAGUGCAGCGUAAUCCGAGACAACUUGUUAGUAGAGAAAGAUGCUGUGAUGGACACGAGAACCAAAGGUGGCGACAGCAGAUCCAUCUGUAUUGGGAAGGGUGCCAAAGCGCUCAUCUUUCUCAUGGGCAAAAAGGGAGUCCAUGGAGGGGCUCUGAAUAAGAAGGUGCAUGACUUGAUAGCGAACAUGAAAGCAAAAGGCAGCUAGAGCCAAGGAUUUGUCUGGGUCACCUUUCUCCUGACUGACGAAACGUGGGGAAACUAUUGCUGCUUUGAAAUAAAAGGCAUUUAGCAAACUCCAUCCUGUUUCCUUGAGUUGUGAGGAUGGGAAGGGCUAUAGCUUAGUAGUAGAGCCUUUGCCUUUCAUGUAGAAGGUUCCAGGUUCAAUCCCUAGCAUCUCCUGCUCUUCCUCUGGCUCACCUAUCUGACUGAUGCUAAGGGGGCUGCAGGUUCUAUCGUGGGGGGAAAGAUCAGUAUUGGCUUCAGGUUUUGAUGGGUCCUUCAGCAAGACACCUUCAGUGUGUCUGCCUGUAUACUCUGCUUCUCUCACUGUGGAGAUGGUGACUGCUGGAAUUGUGACUUGCUUCUGCACUGUAGACAAGUAUGAAUCCAGCAAAAGGCAGACCCUCGUAACACACAUUUCUUGCAGUAUUGAUGCCAGUGCAAGCAUGCAUGUGAAGUGCCAGGCAUAUAAACAGAAAUCCAUUGUUCAACCAAUCACUGCAAGUAGUUUUUU